GUGUAGUAGUAUUUCAGCGCUCAGGUCAUUUAUACUGUCAGCAUUAGUACCGAGUACCGAGUACAGUGGAGUACAGUGGAGUACAGUGAUGUAUAGUGAUGUAUAGUGAUGUAUAGUGAUGAAUAGUAAAGAGGUAAACAUGCCGGAGACCACCAUGAUCACGUGUACUGCACCGGUCAACAUUGCUGUCAUUAAAUACUGGGGGAAACGAGAUGAAGAGCUGAUCCUGCCCAUAAACUCCUCACUCAGUGUAACUCUGCACCAGGACCAGCUUAAAACAACCACAACAGUUGCAUGCAGCAGAAAAUUCCAUGAGGAUCGCAUCUGGCUGAACGGCAAAGAAGAAUAUAUCAACCAGCCCAGACUGCAGUCAUGCUUACGAGAAAUUCGAAGAUUAGCACGGAAGAGACGGAGUGAAGAAGAUUCCAGUUCUAAAAGUUUGUUGUCUCAUCGCAUCCAUAUCUGUUCUGUAAAUAACUUCCCCACAGCAGCUGGACUGGCAUCGUCUGCAGCUGGCUACGCUUGCCUAGUGUACUCGCUGGCUCGUUUGUUUGGAGUGGAGGCAGAGCUCUCUGUGGUGGCACGGCAGGGUUCUGGCAGUGCCUGCCGAAGUAUGUAUGGAGGUUUUGUCCAGUGGAAAAUGGGUGAAAGGCAGGAUGGCAUAGACAGUGUGGCUGAGCAGGUGGCACCAGAGUCGCACUGGCCAGAGCUUAGAGUUCUCGUCCUGGUGUUAAUUUAUAUUGUGUGCUUUCAGGUCAGUGCAGAGAGGAAACCAGUUGGAAGCACUUCUGGUAUGCAGACUAGUGUGAAAACCAGUGAACUGCUGAAGCAUCGUGCAGACAGUGUGGUUCCUGCAAGGAUGGAGGAGAUGAUCAGCGCCAUUCAGAGAAAAGACUUCAGGACUUUUGCAGAGCUUACAAUGAAAGACAGUAACCAGUUUCAUGCCACCUGCCUGGACACCUGUCCACCAAUAUUCUAUCUCAAUGACAUUUCCCGAAAAGUAAUCAGCCUGGUGCAUCGCUACAAUCAGUAUUACAAAGAGACCAGAGUGGCGUAUACUUUCGAUGCAGGUCCUAAUGCUGUAAUCUACACCUUACAAGACCACGUGCCUGAAUUUGUCCAGGCCGUCCAACAUUUCUUCCCCCCAGAAUCCAAUGGUGGACAGUUUGUAAAAGGUGAUGAUGUGGCUGCUGCCCCAUUAUCCGAGGAGCUAAUCCAAGCCAUUGGCAUUGAACCUGUACCAAAAGGCAUCAGCUACAUUAUUAGCACUAAGGUUGGCCCUGGUCCUUGCAUGGUGGAAGACUCUGACCUUCAUCUGUUAGGUCCAGAUGGGCUUCCCAAGAAAAGUCCCUAAGUUUUAAUAGAAGGAUCUAAAGAUCAAUCUAAGAAUAAUAACUAUUAUUAUUAUUAUUAUUAUUAUUAUUAUUAUUAUUAAUAAUAAUAAUAAUAAUAAUAAUAAUAAUAAUAAUAAUUUCAUAUAGAAUUUAAACAGGACAUUGUGGUAGCAGUCUGGAAAUGUUUUUUGUCCAAAUGCUGUAUCCUAUUUACAUUGGUGUGUAUAUACCUGCUUUUUGUGUAGA
Molecule: messenger RNA, 1580 nt
Organism: Trichomycterus rosablanca
Lineage: Eukaryota; Metazoa; Chordata; Actinopteri; Siluriformes; Trichomycteridae
Gene: mvda
Product: mevalonate (diphospho) decarboxylase a
Exons: 10
Coding region: 119-1354 (411 amino acids)
Biological process (GO): isopentenyl diphosphate biosynthetic process, mevalonate pathway; isoprenoid biosynthetic process
Cellular component (GO): cytosol
Molecular function (GO): ATP binding; diphosphomevalonate decarboxylase activity
Source: RefSeq, a predicted model, not a curated record